Molecule: messenger RNA, 1737 nt
Organism: Symbiodinium sp. CCMP2592
Lineage: Eukaryota; Dinophyceae; Suessiales; Symbiodiniaceae
Source: the annotation of a GenBank genome assembly
AUGAUGCCUGCCACUCCUAAGUGGCCAGCCUGUGCGUUCUCCCGCGACGAUGCGGAGAGGUUUUGCGAGAUGCUGGCCGCAGCGCACGGUCCAGCCUAUGUGGACGACACAUUGAACGAUGUUUUGCAGAAACUUUUUCAGCGGGCCUUGAAGGAUUAUGAAAUGGAUGGGGACACAAGCAACGGUGGCUUGCAGUCAUCUCUCUGGCAGAUUCGGGAUUGUCAGAGUUUGGAAAUGCUGCCAUCGCUUUGUCAAAAUAUCCAUGAUAUGAAGAUCGCGAAGGAGAGUGAAGUCAAUAAAAGCAAUCCGACAAAGGCAGUCGAGAUUAGUGGAAAACAAAAGGCAGGAAAUUACUAUCUCUCUACCACUGUCAAUGGUCGUGGUUGCAAUUGUGCCGUCAAGUUUGGAGGUGAAAAAUGGAAGGAAACCCAGGACAGCAGUGUGCGUCCUUGCGAAGCGACCAUGCAAGGAUUGGCAAUGCAGAGAUGGGUCGUGGAUAAGUUGCUCAAGAAGGAGUCCUGGUACAAGGAAAACAAGAGUUUCAACAUCUUCAUGAACCGGUACUCUUAUGCCACCGACCAUGCCAUUUCAAUGCACACCGAUGCGUCCAAAUAUUAUGAUGAGAUUGAUCCGAUCACAUCGCUUUCAAUGGUCCUGGGAUCAUUUCUUUUGAUCCAAGCGAAGCAGGCUAAAAAACGAGGCAACAAGCCGAGGUGGUGUUUGGUUGUUUACCAGCCGCCUGGCUCCAUGCUGAUCAUGGCUGGGAAGUUUCAAUCGCAGUUCGAGCAUGCAGUGCCUGCUUGGUUGGACAUGAAGGAGAUUGCCCAUGCGGAACAAAAUGCUGAGUUUCAAUUGAAACGCGGUGGGCAGCAAGAGACUCUCAGACUCCUGUUUGUUGGGCAGGCGAAACAACAGAUGAGGGAUGAAAUUGAGAGACUGGAGAGUCUCAAUUUGAACGAGACUCACAGGUGGAAUGUGACGGUGAGGCAAGCAAGAUAUAACGGCAUUGGGGAGCAGAUCGCAAGUUUGCUUGAAAUUGAUGCUUCUCUCAAGGAAAUGGUUGAGAAGAACAAAAUGUAUCCUCAGCAGAGUUUAAGCGUGCAGCGGAAGAUCGUGGAGAAGUUGCGCAAAUUGAGGAGACAGGCUUUGCUUUUGGACUUGCUUUGGUUGUCGACAGAGGGACCUAGUUUUGUCGCUGCGAUCGACCAAGUGGCUGUCGAAGUUCCAGGCAAAGAUCCAAAGCAUUUGACAGUGGUUCAGAUGUCUUUUCGUAUGUUCAAGUUACUCCUGGAUGAGCACCCCAUUGAUGAAGACUGCCUCCAAGAACAUGGUCUCGUGUGCUUGGACUUUUCUGGUCUGCGUGACGAUGUUUUGAGCCAAAGCGCGAAAGAUAAAAAAUGGGAUUGGAUGACUUUGCAGGGAAAAUAUUGCAUCGAGUCAUUCACAGCCUAUGUGUUUGAUGAUUCUGCACCGUCGGAUAGCAUCAGUAUCAGGACCAAACUGACUUUUCUGCAACAGCCUUUGGGUGCUGUGGUCCGGAUGGCUGAGUCAGGGCCAGAAGAGUCCAUGACAAGUGCUAUGCGGUUGGAGAAGUGGUUCGAUCUUUAUUUGGAUCAGAUCUGGACACAUGAAAGCUCCCAACGGGCUAUGUCACCAGACGGUCGGUUGAUUUUGUGGAUGAUACCUCUGCAAACGAGACUCACCUACCUCGGCUCUAAAAGAGCGAAAACAACAUGA